AGUUUUCUUUCUGGUAAUUGUCAUGAGGGCGUUAAAGAGUUGUCGAUUGUCACAUAUAGAUAACAUAUUCUUAAAGUGACGGAUAAGAGAGUCGCAAAAUCUAUUUAUAUUUUGAUGCUCUAUAAAAUUUACAAAGUUGCAUCAUUUGUUCGAUGACAGCACGAAGAACUUUCAUGUGCAACAAAAAACUUAGAGGUUACAUGUUAUCUGCUUGCAGAUUUGACAAAACCAACUGUGAUUGAAACAAAACAUAUUGACGCACGUAGCAAUAAUUAAACAAUGAAUACAAUGAGUAAAGCAGAAGAGGAAUACGUUGAGAAGAUUUGUGUCUACAAGUUUCCCACAUGCACCACAAAUCAGGAAUACACGUUGGAAAUUCCAAUAAAAAUACCCUAUCACGGUUCCGUAAAAGAAUUGACGCAUCGUAUAAUGUCGUCGUUCAAGCUACCGUGUUACGUAGAGUCGGACUUGUUAAAGACGCUGCAGCAUACUAUCAAAGAGCUUACGCUGCAGUUUCACGACGAAAAAGCGGAGAAACUCAUCGAGACCGUGAAAACGGGCGCUCUAGACUUAGAGGACAUAAUUAAAACCUGGGAGAGAAUAUACAAACAAAAAACGGUAGAAUAUUCCGAUCCCAUCGGAACUACGGAUGAGGAGUUGUUUGCCACAGCGUAUCACAGACUGGUGCAUUCUCCGUCGUUGGAACCGAUUUUGCAAGCGGAACACAAAUUCGGACGGGAUGUCACUGAAGUAAUUCAAUUGAGAGAUACCGACUACGAAAAUCUCACGCAAAAACAAACUGAUGAAAUGCGCGUUGCCGUCGAGGCACUCGAAGCGGGUUCCACCGAAAAGUCCAUAAACGACAUGGCGGGCCGUCAUUUCGAGGAGCAAAGUUUAUUGCAGGGCUAUUGGGGAUCCAGAAUCGAUGCUUUGCGACUGGAUCAACGGCGGCAGUAUCGAAACUGGAUUAUGAGGUUGCUCGAGGAGCAACAGACUAGUAUGGUGUCCACACCGAUGGGCUCGCCCAUGAUACCGCUGCCACCAUUGCGUCCCGCUUUAGAUAAAUUCGUUCACAGCGAAGAAAAACAAACGACCGAUCCUCUGUUAGAAGAAAGCUUCACUAUACAUUUAGGCUCUCAAAUGAAACAAAUGCACAACAUACGCAUAUUAACUGGCGACGUGCUCGAUUUUUGUCGCACGAAAAACAGCGAAUCCGGCAUGGAUCCGACGCCGCAAAGAUUGCAAACAGCUUUAGGAUUGUAUUCGAACGACUUGUGCGGAUUAGUUCUCCUAAGCGAUAAUCAUUUAGGCAGUUAUUCCGGAAUAACGAAAGAAUUGUGCUCGAUAUGUCAGUUGACGACAGAAUUUCAUUUUCCGUCGAUCGACGAACAAUUGGAAAAAAUUCGUGAGGACGUGAAGGACGCCGUUGCCUGGAGACAGGCGCAUUACAGGGAAGGAAGCGAUCCUCAUGCGAAGAAAUCCACGACGAGCAAGAGCUUGCAAACUGGCGACGUUUUUAUCACGAGGCAUUCCAAUCUGGCGCAGGUCCAUGUGGUUUUCCACAUGGUCGUAAAUGAUUCUCUGAGAUCCGGCGAUAUCAACUCGAGACAUCCCGCCAUACUGGGGUUGAGAAAUAUUUUGAAGACGGCGUGUUGCAACGAUGUGACGACAUUGACAAUACCCGUUCUACUCGUCCACGAAAUGUCAGAGGAUAUGACGGUUGCCUGGUGCACGAAACGAGCCGAGUUAGUUUUUAAGUGCGUGAAAGGAUUUAUGAUCGAAAUGGCGUCCUGGGGUGGAGCCGAGUUGAAGAAUCUGCAGUUUCUCGUGCCGAAAGGAAUGUCGGAGGAAGUGUUCGGAACAUUGGCCACAAUGUUGCCCAGCAUAUUUCGCGUGUCGAAUCCGCUGGUUUUCAAGGCCACCAGCACCCCACAAACUCCGAAAAAAUAAACGAUAUUUUCCUUCUUGUUUCUGUUAUCGUUGUAUAUGCAUUUGGAAAUAUCGCACCGUUUGUUAUAAUAAAUCGUGCAAGACCAGCCGCUGUUAUCCGCGACGAGCGCGAAACAAUAGAUACGAUUCCGUGAAUAAAUGUCUGAAUUUAAUGACUUUGUUGUUAUUAUUUUCGCACGAUUAAUUUUUUGCUAAGCUGACCCGAUAUGUGCAAUGUGCCAUGUGAGAAACAUUAUUUUUCGAUGUAAAAAUAAAGUGUAUAUAAUGUUCAAAUGUU
Molecule: messenger RNA, 2227 nt
Organism: Pseudomyrmex gracilis
Lineage: Eukaryota; Metazoa; Arthropoda; Insecta; Hymenoptera; Formicidae
Product: protein C12orf4 homolog
Exons: 10
Coding region: 280-1950 (556 amino acids)
Cellular component (GO): cytoplasm
Source: RefSeq, a predicted model, not a curated record